Messenger RNA from Durusdinium trenchii, 4560 nucleotides. The record is from the annotation of a GenBank genome assembly. NCBI's taxonomy places the organism in Eukaryota, Dinophyceae, Suessiales, Symbiodiniaceae.
AUGUCUUUCGUGGCAGCAUGGCCUCUCGCCAGUUUUCUCGUGCGAAUCACCUGGCGUGGCAUCCCGAUGCUCAUGACCACUCUGGUGACACCGUGGCUGACGUUACCCCUGGGCGCCUUUGUUCACGACAAGGUCAACUGCAUUGAUGGAUUCGAUUGGGAGGUACACUUUGCGUUUGCUUUCGUGAUUUGCAUGAAGUCAAUGUUUUGGUUGCUCUUCUACCAGCACGAACACAGUGCGUUUGCACGAGUGACCACAUAUGUCUUCUACGUUAUGGCGGAGCUUGACAUGUACACGGAUGCCAUGUUUAUCGCCAUCGCGACUACGUGUGGAUCGUGGUACGGCCAUGCAGCUCUUCUCACCUACGCUGGUGGAGUUGUAGCUCUUCAGCUGUGCAUACCGACCCUUUUCAUUGGAGCCAGUCAAGGGCAGAGUGGACAAGUUGGGGCAAUGUGGAAUUUGCUCUUGUUCCCCGUUGAGUCAGCUCCAAGGACAAGACAAAAAAAGGGCUACGUGCCGCUGGAUCAGCAGUUCGAGAUCAACGAGGCAGAUGCCAAACGACAAGUGAUGGUCUUGGCAGUGCUCCGCUGCCUCGGCGAGGAUUUGCCGCAAUGUGUUCUGCAGUAUCUAUUCACCAUCAAUGUGAAGAAGAACCCUCUCAUCAUGUUCAGCAUCGGCACCAGCGUGUGCUCUUCGGUCUUUGCAGUAGCAAAGGCGCCGGUGAUCGUGGUGAUCAACCAGAGAUGGAGCCUCAUGAAGCUCUUGCGCAGCCAUGGCAGUACCAGCGAGUUGCUGCAACCCCCACGGCUGCAAGUGGGGAUACCAAGUGGCUUUCGGCGGAGGAGCCUCUCACAAGACGAGACAUGGAGCCGAUCGAAGGCGCUCUCCCGGUCCUUGAGCGGGAGUUGUGGUGCAUCUCCAGCCAGCAGCCGUGGCAGUGAGCAGGAUUUCUUCGGCUCCUCGAGGCCGUUGCUCACGUCGAGGGGUGAUGCACUGGAUCUCAUUUCCUCGCAGCCCCAAAGCGCAUUGCCGCCCUGCGUCCUGCAGCAAAUUGCGCAGAGCAAGGACUUCCCGGUGGGUCGCGUGCUCUUCUUGCAGGGCGACCUCGCAGGUGCCUGUUACUUGAUGCUCUCCGGCAACGUGGGCCUCUCUAUGGAGUAUGAGGACAGGGAUGCCAUGCAUUUUGCGAUGGCGGGCUUGUCUCUGCACUCCAAUCAACGGUGGGACACCGAGCCGAGCGAGCCACCGGACACCGCUCCGGAGGGGCCCUGGCCCCUCGGACCGGACAACCAGCUGGUGGUGACCAGUGCGGUGCCCCAGCUGCCCAUGAGGCGUUCGAAGAGCAUGUUCAUCACCGAGCCGCCCAUCGGACUUCGUGAGGAGGGGGGACAGCUGUUCGACGGGGGACAGCACUCCCUUGAGACCGUGCAACUGCAGACCGCUGAAGGCUGUACUCACUCCGUCGAGGCACCGGACGCGCGGACGCGCGGACGGGACGUGAGGAGAACGCUGGGCCAUCCGGAGCGGCCUCUGUGGCCGCCCUACCCGCCACGUGGCACGCGGCACUGGGUCGCCCAGGCCAUGAAAGAGGAGCAGAAGCUAGCAUUGGAGGAACGCUUGGCGUUCCUCGAGGAGCACCUGCCAGGGAUGCGCGAGGCGCUGGCGACGGGAGAGCGGGCCUCGCCCAAAGGGAAGUCCGCCAUCUCCUUCAAACAGGCGGACUUCCGCACUGACUGGGCGGUGUUCCACAGGGGCCACGUCUUCCUACGGCAGAACGAGCCGGCAGAGGGCGCAGUGGAGUUCCUGCGCUGCGAGCUCAUGGCGCCGCUGGGCAGCGGAACGGACGGCCGUCAUGACGGACGGCUUUGUCUUCCCAAGUGGAUUGGCAUGGAUUGGCCAUCAGUCCAGUCCUGGGGAUUUGAGCCAAGAGGCAACAAGGCGUCAACUGAUGCCAUGUUCAAGGAACUGGACAUGAGAACCAUGGAAGAAGCCUGCGAAGUGGUGAUCUUCGACGUGGGCGGCGUGGUGGCCGACUCGCCGAUCAAUGCCAUCCGGAUUUGGAUGGAGAAGGAGAUUGAAUGGGUACAUGUUGGACACGACUUGGUGGAUGCCCUGGAGGAAAUUGGAGAAGACUUGGGUGACGCAGUUCCCAGCCGAGAUAAGAACCCUUCAUUGAUCCGAAAUCCGCGGAAGCGCUUGACUCAUCCCUUUGACUUGUCGUCGCCAGGGAAUUCUGCCGGGAUCGGGGUCUCGAAUCGGGACGACCACUCGCGCGGCCUAGGGCAGCGCGCCACGAUUUACCUCCGCUGGGCCUUGGGCGUCCUCUUUCUCACCUUGGUGGCGGUGCUCUUCUCUUUCCUCAGUACUUGGCCCAACCCGAUCACCGUGCUGCGGCGCGGCUCGCAACGCGCUUUCGGCGCCGGCUUCGUGACGCUGAUCCCGUGGAUCCUCUUCGGAGGCCGCGCGACCUGCCAAGCACGACGAGGGCCAUCGAUCACCGUUUGGGGCCAAGGCUUCGAAGAGCAUUGGCUCGACAUGCAAUUGCGACUGAGCUGCACCUGGGUGAUGAUUCUCAUUGCGAUCUAUAUCACCCUGGGCGAUCAUCCACCCUCCACGCACAUUCGUCAGAUCUCCCGCUGCAUCUACUUCUUGUGCUUUGGAAAGCUGAUCCAGGUGAUCCCGUCGAUGGUGGACUCUUGCCACGUACCCAAUCUCAAUGCCGAAGGCUACCGCCUUGAAACUUCACCGGACGCCGUGGUGGCCAAGGUGUCCUCCGUCUUCGGCCUUGCCACCAGUUAUGUGGGCGUUAUCUGGUUCAUGCAGCUUGUCGUCCAGCGGCUUCUCGCAUUGGAAGAAGCCUUUGGUAAACGGCUGCCUUACAGCCGUGCAAGCUUCUGGCUAUCGCGAGCUUUGACACCUUGGGUGGUGCUGCAAGGCUUUGCGCUCUACUUCUCCCGCGUACUGGUGCUUUUGAUCGCCAUCAGCUUGACCAUAGGGAUCAAAGUCUUGGCCAUGCUGCUCUGCAUCGCCUACCAAAGGCCGUUGCAGUUCCUGCACCGCGCGCUGAAAAUGGCCGAUGAUGACGAUGGCCUUGCACAAGAGAUGCGGAAGGAGACGCGCUUCGCCAUGAAGUUGAUUCGCAAGUCACAGAUCGCCAUCUUCUUGGGCACCACGGGAAUGGCGUUUUCCUUCAUCUCCUUUGGCCUGGAGUCCAUGUUGCAAGACAAGAAUUGGUCUCUCGUCUACGUGGUGGCCUCAUCCCUGGACGCUCUCAGCAUCGUCGGCGGCCUGGCCAUGCUCUCGGGCGUGAGCGUCUUCAAGAGGUCUCCGCAGUUGACGUCGCGCAGAAGUUCGUUGACGUCGCGACGGCAGGACUGUGACAGCUCCUGCUCUUGUGAGAAGCAGCAGAACAGGCCCUGCGAGCAAUGCCGCUGGCAGGCGAAAGUGGCCGAAUUGGCUGGACGGCGCGUUACGGUGGAGGAACUGCUGGAUUUCUACCUACAGCUGGGAGGUGAUGAGGCGAUGCCCCACUUCGACCCCGAGACAUCCACCACCAACGACGUGGUGCGCCAGAUGGUAAUACCCUCCACUUUGAAAGAGGAUGGCUUCGGCUAUUCCUACGCCGAGCUUUGCGAUGACAGGACCAAUGCCAAGCUUCUCACAGCCAGUGGCACCCCGCGCACGGCGCGUCGCACGUCCCGGUCGUCGAAGACGGGGCAGUGCCCUCGGAUGGUGACGCACCACUGGUCCAACCGCUUUCGGGAUCUCCUGGCCGCGGUCUUGGCGGAUGCACUGAACUUGAAGCGCUGGGACAAGCUGGCCGAACGUCUGAUGGCGCGCAAAGGAGAGGAGUUGAAGGAACAGCUCUACGGCCAAGGAUCCCUCCAUCAGGAGUACUGGAUCUGUGCCUUUUGCAUCAACCAACACGCCUCCAUCUGCAGCAACGCCUUCGGAGCCAAAGACACCGCCACCGGGCAAGCGCUGCCCUGCUGCGGAUGUCGAACGCCCAAAGUGCUCAAUGACCAGCCCAUUGACUGUGAGAUGAACAAGUUCGAUAACAUGAUGGCAUACCUUCAUCAAGAGUUUGACGGCUUCCUGCAAGUUGUUGCUAUUGACAAUGACUUCCAGAUCUUCUCCCGCGCCUGGUGUGUUGCGGAGCUGGUCCAGGCAGAUGCCAGUCAUUUGGAGCAACACAUGGUGAUCCAUUCGCCCGAUGCACUGGAGGCGAACAAAUGGCAGCUGAACCACAUCCGGGUGGAGGACUGUCAGGCUUCAAGACCCGAGGAUAAGCAGACCAUUCUGGCGAAGAUCGGUUCCCCGGAGGAGGUGCAAAAGUUCAAUGAACACUUGCACCUCAUCCUUUUGGGCAAUGGAGGCCUUCUGGCUUGCUGGAUGGACGGCCAACGGCUGCUGCAGGAAAUCGGCGCCAUCUCUGCCCGCGCGAAAGCUCGUGUCGAGCGACAAUCUCGGGUCCAAGCGAUUCCCCCUGCAGCGCUGGGGGCGAGCUCGGUGGCCGGUGACGAGAAGAGCGGAGAGGUCCUCCCCACCUUCAUGCUUUGA